CUCUGGCGCAGCCCCCCAGCUUGCGCUCUGGCCCCACCUGACUUCCGCCUUGUGCAGCUCGGCCUUGCAUUAGCUGCCCCCACAAGGCCCCUUCUGCUAAACACCCGCCUUCGUCCUCAGCUCCGCUUUGGGGACCCAGAUUUGUCUUUUUUUUUAGGGUCCUUUAGCAAAAACCAAAAAUCUGCCCUGUCUGACUUGAUUACGACCCUCUUGGUACUUUUAGGAGCUUCCUCUAGCAAAAGUACUGUUUUUUUCACCCAGUUUUUUUCUUCUUUAUUCAGAUCACUUUCUAGCAAAAAUUCUUUCUUGCCACUUAGUCCCUCUUUUUGAACUAUUUUUCUGCUUAAAACUGAGUCCUUCCAGUUUCUCUCUCCUCUAAUAAUCAUUUCUCCAAUCCUCCCCUCCCCAACUUUCCAACAAACAUCUCUUUUUUUCAUCCCCAAUUUCACCCCAUUAGGUUUCUCCCAGGAACAUCCCUUAGAUUCCUUCCCAGAGGGAAAAUAAGGAACGAAAGAGAAAAUAAUUUCCUCUUGUCCUCAGAACCUUUUCCCCCACUUGUAUCUUCCCAGUUUUGCUUUCCUCCUUCCAAAAAUCCCCCCUCUCUCCCAGUUUCAUACCUGUGUCUUGUUUUGGACCGGCAUUCUCACUGCCCCUCCCUUUCCACCACCUGCUUUCAGGGCAAAAGAAAUUGGAUGAGUGUCCCGAGAUUCCCACCAGCCUUCCAAGAGCAAAUAGCCAUGGUCUGAUUGUCACCUGAACCCUGUCACUCCGUCUGGGGCCUAAACUGGGCCCUCCUGUUCCCUGGAGAUUCACUCCCUUGCUCUUCUGAAGAAAAGGAAGAGGAAGAAGAGGAGGAGGAGGAAGAGGAAGAGGAGGAAGAGGAAGAAGAGGAAGAAGAAGAAAAGGGCCAGGCAGGCAGCUCUAAACCACAAUCAAUUUCAAAAUCAAAUGAAAUGCAAACAAAGCAGCCUGAGCAGUGCAGUUCAAAUCACAAGCAUUACUUUGGCGAGAGGGAGACUGUCCCCCAAAGGUCACUACUCCUCGAAACAGACCAGGGCCCAGGUGCACUCAAGGUUCCCAGAGAGGCUGAGGAAGGAGGCAGGGCCACCUUGGGCAGCGCAAGGAAAGGGAAGCGGCAGCACAGCUCGCCCCAGAAAGCGCUCCUGGACUGCAGCCUGUGCGGGAAGGUGUUCAGCAGUGCCAGCUCACUCAGCAAGCACUACCUGACACACAGCCAGGAGAGGAAGCACAUCUGCAAGAUCUGCAGCAAGGCCUUCAAGCGGCAGGAUCACCUGACCGGGCACAUGCUCACCCACCAGAAGACAAAGCCCUUUGUGUGCAUCGAGCAGGGCUGCGGCAAGAGCUACUGCGACUAUCGCUCACUGCGUCGGCACUGCGAGGUGCAGCAUGGCCUGUGCAUCCUGAAGGAGGCUCCCCCGGAAGAGGAUGCCUUCGGGGACUCCCCCCAUGCUCCCAACACAGCUGGCCAGCCUCUGCCCAGUGGCCUGCAGUCCCUGGGGGCCCCAGAAGCCAGGUCCCCUGGCUCUGUCUUGCCCAACCGAGACCUUCUGCGUUGUAUCGUGAGCAGCCUUGUCCACCAGAAGAUCCCUUCUCCCGGCCCUGCCACAGUGGGGGUGCCGAGUGGUGAAGGGAGGAACGCGUCCUGUCCCUGCACCGCCUCACCAGGGCUCUCCUCCCGUAUCCCAGGAUCCCUGGGCACUGAGGUUCCCAAGGAGCCUCGUCCCCUACAGAAGGAGCCAGCUGCUGAUGUGUUCACAGCCUUGGAUUCAGGGACAGCCGAGAACAGUGACCCUAACCCUCCAGAGUCAGAGGCUCCACUUCUCCAGCUCCCUUCCUCCCAGGAGGACUGGCCUGAGGGUGGCUCCUUGGCCACCUCCCUGCCUCCCUUCCAGGUUCAGAAGGUCCCUGCCAGCUCGCAGCCAUCCAGCCAUGGCUUCCAGUGGCUCCAGAGCCUGCCCAGCUGCCCCAAGAGCAAAGGCAACAAUGUGUUCAUGGUCCACAAGGCCCCUAGGGAGGGCUCUGAGUCUGGCCCAGGAGCCAGCAGCACCUCUCCUCCAGCGGAGCCCUCACCCAGCGCAGGCAGCAGUCAGGACACACUGCCCCUCCGGCCCACACUCCUGAAGGUGCCCAGAGAAGCCUCAGGCGACCCCAGGCCUGAUAGUGGGGACGAGGACAGCUGGGCUUCCAAGAAGGGUGAGUGCUUUCCGUCAGAUGCCACACUGCUCUUCCACCAGCUGUUCCUGAAGUCGCAGGAGUCCCUGGCGAGCCAUGAGCAGGUGCAGGUGUUCCAGAUGAUCACCAAGUCCCAGUGCAUCUUCUCCCACGCCCAGGUCACAGCCCCCGCCUCCCAGCCCUCUGGGCCCGAGCACAAGCAGACUGCCCUGAAGUCAUUGCAAGGCCCCUGGCCACAGCAGCCCCAGCCCCCGACACCCACUGUGGACUCUGUGCAGGUGGGCCCCAGAAGCACUGAGCCAGAGGGUUCCCCAGCCCGCAGGGGGAAGCCCAUGCCCGCGGCACCCAGAGAGGCCUCCCCCAGUGGCACACAGCAAGAUGCGAAGGGGGCACCGAAAGGGGCCUCUGCACCGCCCUCACUCAGCACACCGUCUCUGGACCACUCCUGGAAUCCAGACCUCUCUUCUCAGGUCAAGCAGCUUCGAUCUUCCAAAGGGACCUUGGACCUAGGGAACAUCUUUCCCUCCGUGGGCCCAAGGCGAUCCCAGGCAGCUGGCGAUGAGCUGCCCAGUGCCCAGCUGUCCGAGAAUGGCCCGGCCUUGGGGGCCACAAGAAGUGAGAAGGGCCCGGCUUGCACCCAGGGUGAAGGCUACAGGCUCUUCUCCGGCCACCCCAGGGCCCAGCGGUUCUCAGGCUUCCGGAAGGAGAAGGUGAAGAUGGAUGUGCGCUGUGCAGCUUCUCCAAGCCAGGUGGCCAUGGCUUCCUUCUCGUCGACUGGGCCUCCUGCAGACCCUGCCCAGGAUGUGAAGUCCAAGCUGACCAUAUUCAACAGAAUCCAGGGUGGAAACAUCUACAGGCUGCCCCAUCCCAUGAAGGAAGAGAGCAUGGCAGGUAGAUGUAACCAGCAAAACAGGAGUCCCACGGACUGGACAGAGCCCAGGAGCAUGUUCGUCUGCAAGAACUGCAGCCAGAUGUUUUAUACUGAAAAAGGCCUGAGCAGCCAUAUGUGUUUCCACAGUGACCAGUGGCCAUCACCUCGGGGGAAUCAGGAGCAGCAGGGACAAGAGAAGGAUGGGGAAGAGAGAAACGACAAGGACGGCAGCCAACACAGGAAGCGGAAGAAGCGCCCCCAGCCCAGAGCAUUGUUUAUCCCUCCUCCACCCUCUGCGUUUGGGGACCCUGGCCCUGGAGGGGGCCACCAGAGCUGCCUGCGCUCUCCUCCUGUGUUCCUGGUGGACCACCUCCUGAAGGGCUUGUUCCAGUGCUCCCCCUACACGCCACCUCCCAUGCUCAGCCCCAUCCGGGAGGGCUCUGGGAUUUACUUCAACACGCUCUGCUCCAAGUCCCAGGCUGGGCCACACCAGCUCAUCAGCUCCACACUGGAUCAAGUGGAUGGCUCUUUUAGCAUCUGUGUGGUGAAGGACGAUUCUAAGAUCAGCAUUGAACCACACAUCAACAUAGGAAGCCGCUUUCAGGCUGAAAUCCCAGAGCUGCAGGAAAGGUCGCUGGCCAGGGCUGAUGAGCACGUGGCCUCUAUGGUCUGGAAGCCGUGGGGAGAUGUGAUGACCAACCCAGAGACACAGGACAGAGUGACAGAGCUCUGCAAUGUGGCGUGUUCCAGCGUGAUGCCAGGAGGGGGCACCAACCUGGAGCUCGCCCUGCACUGCCUGCACGAGGCCCAGGGUAGCAUUCAGGUGGCCUUAGAGACACUGCUAAUCCGAGGAGCCCGGAAGCCUUGGACACACCCGCUGGCCGACUACCGCUACACAGGUUCAGACAUCUGGACCCCCAUGGAGAAGAGGCUCUUUAAGAAGGCAUUCUGUGCCCACAAGAAGGACUUCUACCUAAUACACAAGAUGAUCAAGACAAAGACAGUGGCACAAUGUGUUGAGUACUAUUAUGUUUGGAAAAAAAUGAUCAAGUUUGACUGUGGCCGAGCUCCUGGGCUAGAAAAGAGGGUCAAGAGAGAGCUGGAUGGAGUGGAAAUGACAGAAGAAAAGGUCACCUGCAGCCCUCAGGAGAGACGCAACCACAGCCCAACUCCCGAGUUAAAGAUAAAGACCAAGAGUUACAGGAGGGAGUCCAUCCUCAACUCCAGCCCAAGUGCAGGCCCCAAGCGGACCCCCGAGCCGCCAGGAAGCGUGGAGAGCCAGGGCGUUUUUCCAUGCAGAGAAUGUGACAGGGUGUUCGACAAGAUCAAGAGCCGGAAUGCCCAUAUGAAGCGACACCGCCUUCAGGAGCAUGCAGAGCCCAUCCUCAGGGUGAAGUGGCCGGCGAAGCCCUUUCUGCUGAAGGAGGAGGAGGAGGAGGAGGAGCUGGGCACUGACAUCAGCCCCCUGCAGUGGUGACUCCGUGGGGCCUGCAGCCCUGCUCUGCCUUCCUGUCUGCUAUCGGCCAGCUUCCCUAGCGAACAUGUGGUCACUCAGCCACAGACAGCUGCUGAUUCCCUGGCCAGUGGGGCUAGAUGUUCCAUUCUCUUGAGGUUAAGAGGCUCUCCUCUUCCUCCAGUCCCGUACUGCCUAAAGCAGGGAGGCCUGGGGAGAUGAAAGGGUGGGGGGUCUAUGUAACUCUUAAGUCUGAGCCUCCAGCUUGGGUUCCUUGCCUUGGUUAGCUAAGGCCAGGAUGCAGAAGAUCAGUGGGAAGGUGUCCUGAGACUCCAGUGUGCUGGGGCCCUGCCUCCAGGCAGGGAUCUCUACUUUCCAGAUUCAUCCCUCUACUUGCAAGGACUUGUACAUUGUUAGGUCUGGUUUUGUACAUAUCUGUGUGAAAACCUUAUUAAAUUGGGUUCUUGA
This is a messenger RNA of Heterocephalus glaber (naked mole-rat), 4985 nucleotides long. RefSeq names its product zinc finger protein 541 (gene Znf541). Gene Ontology annotation, molecular function: transcription corepressor activity. Lineage: Eukaryota; Metazoa; Chordata; Mammalia; Rodentia; Bathyergidae. The record is from RefSeq and is a predicted model, not a curated record. Gene Ontology annotation, biological process: regulation of transcription by RNA polymerase II; negative regulation of DNA-templated transcription. Gene Ontology annotation, cellular component: transcription regulator complex; histone deacetylase complex.